UUUCUUGACGCGGUAAUAGUUAUUGACUUCUUGCUUUGUUGUGCACCCAUUCUCUUCAUUUUCAUCAAUAAUAAAACACUUCCUUCUUUCUAGAAACAACAAACUCAUUUUUUCCCUCUUUAGAUGUUUCUCAACUUUUUCUUUCAUUUCCUCAAUCACAAACAUCAUUCCCAGGAAACACCUUUUUCUUUUCACUUUCACUCAGACAACACCAUAACCUCAUAACUCUCUUGCAUUUAAUAAAAAUCCCAAAAAAAAUAUAAUUUAAUUCCCUCUUUUUUAUUUUAUUUUAGCUAGACUAUUUUUUUUUUACAAGGUUUAAGGUUAAAGCGUGAACGUGUUAACCUUUCUUAAAGGUUUGAAAUAAAACAGGGUGGUAGUAGGUUUGAGUUUUCUUCAAGGUUUGGUUUUUAUUUUAUUUUUUAUUUUUUAUUUAUUUUUUUUAUUUUCAACAUUGACAGAAAGAGAAAGUUUCCAUUUGUUACGGAAUAAUUUUUGUGUCUAAUGCAGAAAGGGAAAUAUUGUGUUUUGAAUUCAUAACAUUGCUUUUUAAAGAGACAGAGUAGAUUGAGAUUUUUCCGUAGAAAAAAAUAUGGGUAUCUAAAUUCUAAAUACUACAAGUUUUUGACUCUUUCUUCUAAAAGGGUCAUUUCAAGAUUUUUUUUUUCUUUUCUUUUUCAAUUUCUAUAAUUUCUCAAUCUCUCUCACUUUUUUUUCCCUUUAUUUGGGUUCUCAUUGUCUUCAAAGUUGAGAUAGAAGCUAAAACUCUUUCUCAAGUUUAUUUUUCUUCUUUCAUAAAAAAAAAAAAAAAAUAGUUGAUUUUUCUUAUUUGAUACUACGAUUUUUGAUAAAGGGUCAAUGCAAUCUAAGUCUAACCUUGAUUGCUUCCUUCGGUGUACAACACCUAUGGUACCAUCAAAGUUUCUUCAAGAGCAUGAGAUUAAAAAGCUUAAUCGUUUAUGGAAUCCAUGGGAUAGAGAACAAGUUGAAUAUUUCACUUUGGGUGAUUUAUGGAAUUGUUUCAAUGAAUGGAGUGCCUAUGGAGUUGGAGUUCCAAUUAGUUUGACUAAUGAGGAGACACUUGUGCAAUACUAUGUUCCUUACCUCUCCGCAAUUCAAAUAUUCACCAGCAAUACUUUUAGGGAAGAGAUUGAGUGUGGUGAUUGUGAGACAAGAGAUUCAUUGAGCUUGAGUGAUUCUUACAGCGAUGAUAGUGAAUGUGAUAAUAAGCAAUGGAGAUGGGAUGCAACAACUUCAUCAGAAGAAGGAACAAUUGAACAAGAUAGUCUUUGGCAUUUGAAUGAUCGAUUGGGUCAUCUUUAUUUUCAGUAUUUUGAAAAAUCAACUCCAUAUGGAAGAGUUCCUUUAGUGGAUAAGAUUAAUGGGUUAGCAGAAAGAUACCCAGGAUUGAUGUCACUUAAAAGUGUUGAUCUUUCACCAGCAACUUGGAUGGCAGUUGCUUGGUACCCAAUAUAUCAUAUUCCCAUGGGAAGAACAGUUAAAGAUCUUUCAACAUGCUUCCUCACUUACCACACACUUUCAUCUUCAUUUCAAGAUAUGGACCUUGAUGAUGGAAUGGAAGGAACCCAAGUGAAGAGGAAGGAAGGUGAAGGAAUCUCUCUACCACCAUUUGGUUUGGCCACAUACAAGAUGCAAGGGAAUGUGUGGGUCUCUAACAAAUAUGGUAGGGACCAAGAAAGGCUAGUUUCACUAUGGAGUGUGGCUGAUUCAUGGUUGAAGCAACUAAAGGUCCACCAUCAUGACUUUAAUUACUUCAUGGGCAUUAGGCAUGGGUAAAACAGAUUAUUGCACUCCUACUAGUACUUUACAAUUUGACCUCUUAAAUCCACUUUUUGGGAUAUUUGGUUGUUGAGCCCUUGUUUGGACCAUUAAUAUUUUGCAUAUUAUUUUAGAGUAUGUGUGAGGAAUGAGGACUUUGGUAGUUGUUUAACAUUUGAGAGCAUUUUAGGACAAUCCCUUGUGAGAUUCCAAAGAAAGUGAAUUGACUAUUUUUAGUAGCUUAUUGUCAAGAGGUCUUAUUGUGUAGAGAGUUAGUUGAGAUUUGAGACUUCAAUAUGGGUUGUCACUUUGUAUGUUGACCAUGAUUUUAGUUAAUGGAUGAAAUGAGAUAUGUGGCAUAUUUCCUUAAUUGCCACCUUACAAUUGA
Cicer arietinum (chickpea) is the source of this 2167-nucleotide messenger RNA. RefSeq lists its product as uncharacterized. Lineage: Eukaryota; Viridiplantae; Streptophyta; Magnoliopsida; Fabales; Fabaceae. The record is from RefSeq and is a predicted model, not a curated record.